This is a messenger RNA of Aspergillus ibericus CBS 121593, 470 nucleotides long. RefSeq lists its product as uncharacterized. The transcript has 2 exons. Bases 166 to 429 code for a protein of 87 amino acids. Lineage: Eukaryota; Fungi; Ascomycota; Eurotiomycetes; Eurotiales; Aspergillaceae. The record is from RefSeq and is a predicted model, not a curated record.
ACCAUGUACCAAUUCGCCGUCUUGGGCAUCCGUGGUGAAGCUUAGGCAACCAAGCCGAGUACAGACGAGGCAGCAACGCAGAUACGGAUCUUACGCAAGGCACACCUGCAUGUCACUUGAAGAUACGGAUUACGAGCGCGAAUAAAGUCAACAUCAUUAAGAUCAAUGAGAAAUCGUCCUACCAAGCAAAGAAUCUUGACUAUUGCCAUGUUUCUUGUCCCGGAUCACUCGGGAUCGUGCCACCCUAUUCAGGCUUUUAAGGGACCUUGUCCAUGGUGUCCGACCUGCUCGGACGGACACUGGAUACCACAAUCAGGAACGCUGACCCACUCCAGCUUGCACGGCCAUGGCCUCUACGCUUUUGCAGUUCUACUCCAUCCCUGGCUAGAUGAUGCCUGGGGGCUUCACGGUAUUGUCUUCUUUUCAUGACAUGGAUACGACCACUUUCACUGAACUGACCCCCAAUGUCU